Molecule: messenger RNA, 394 nt
Organism: Paralichthys olivaceus (Japanese flounder)
Lineage: Eukaryota; Metazoa; Chordata; Actinopteri; Pleuronectiformes; Paralichthyidae
Source: RefSeq, a predicted model, not a curated record
UGGGGGUAAAUCACCAUGGUAACUCAUGCUGAACCCCUAACCUGCUCCAAAUCUGAUUUCCGGCGACUUGGCUUUGAACCGGGCAAAGAGGCUCAGUCAUUCGAGGAGAAGGUUGUGGAGGUGCGGUACGACCCGUGCAGGUCUGCUGACAUUGCAAUGGUCGCCGGAGGCAACCGUAAGAGAUGGAUCGUGGCUACAGAGAACAUGCAGGUCGGAGACGUCAUUAAAACAUCUGGAGCCAUCGGACGCAUGGCGGGUACAAGAUCCUCAUGAGCAAGAAGCAAAUGUCACAUUUUUACAGAGUAAUGACUCAUUAAUCCAAAAAAUGUUGUUACGUAUCUUCAGUGAGUCAAUUUAUUCUGUGAAACCAAAUUACAUAUGUACAUCUAUAGUA